Messenger RNA from Hypoxylon fragiforme, 2343 nucleotides. Its product is annotated as Alpha/Beta hydrolase protein. The transcript is spliced from 4 exons. Lineage: Eukaryota; Fungi; Ascomycota; Sordariomycetes; Xylariales; Hypoxylaceae. The record is from RefSeq and is a predicted model, not a curated record. The annotation marks the transcript as partial.
CCUAAAGUGGGUUACAUGAGACUUCGUAUUGAGUUUCGUAGAUACCUACAUACCUACAAUUACACAAUAUUUAUGCAGUAUAGAGCUUCCGUGGAGCUUCCGUGGAAAAGCUAAGUGCGUGUCGAUUCUCAGCCUUUACCUCGUAUUUGUGUAUAAACCUGCCUAUUUGGGCCCUCUCCUCUAUGCGCACCUUUGCGAGGGAAAGCCUGGAACCUGGACUUGGGACCCGCGUCUUUUGAGCCGCGUAACAAUUGAUUCAGCUCCUGGAAACGUAGGUAGCUAGCCGGCACGCUUAUGUCCGUGAGAUCCAGAUCCAUACCUACGCGCAGCUGGAGGCGAUCUACCUACCUACGUCUGUGCACGGAAGCCAUGUUUGGAGCAGAAAAAAAAAACAAAAUGUCUAUUGGCGCACCGAGUCACCAACUCUACGCCUGCUCGUGCGCCAAGUAUAAUUUUUAAUGGACCACCAACGAUGUCUUGGCCUUUUCUUCUACUCCCCGCUCGUGGUGACAUAUAGAUUGUGCUUGGCAAGAGGUAGAUAAAUAUGAUGGCGAACUCGAAGAUACUGUCUGUUUUGGUUUUUGGCUUGGCAGCCUGCGCCAGCGCUAUUUCGAUAGGCCUCGGACGCAAUGAGAAGAGGCAGUUGGAGGUGCCGAUUGUGGAUUUGGGGUAUGAGGUUCAUGAGGGUGUGGUUAAUGCCACCGGCAACUACUACAUCUUCAACAACAUCCCCUAUGCGGAGCAGCCACUUGGCGACCUACGCUUCCAGAAGCCCGUCGCUAUCAAAGACCCAGGCUCAGGAAUCAACAAUGGAACGACAGACGAGGGCAGCAUCGUGAUCUGCCCGCAGGCGUAUCCGCAAUGGGUCAUCAACAACAUGGCAGCGCACAGCGGAGUCGACCCAGCAACCAUGGCUGCGUUACUUAACAACCAGACAGGCCAGACGGAAGCUUGCCUCGUGUUGGAUGUCUACGUGCCGACGGAUAUCUUUAAUCGGGGGGCUGAGGCUGAAGCGCCGGUCCUGGUGUGGAUACACGGGGGCGGCUUUACCUUUGGCUCCAAGACCUUCUUCGGCAACCCCGCAGGCCUCAUCUCUAGAUCGCGCCGCAAUGGCGAGGACGGGCUCAUCAUCGUCACAGUCAACUACCGUCUGGGCAUGUUCGGGUGGCUAGCAGGGGACGACGUAACCCCGAACCUAGGGCUCCAUGACCAACGGCUCGCCCUGGAAUGGGUGCAGCAGUACAUCCACCUGUUUGGCGGUAGCGCCGAGAAAGUCACGGCCAUGGGCGAGAGCGCGGGCGCUUCGAGCGUCGUGCACCAGAUCACGGCGUACGGCGGGAAACAACCCGCGCCUUUCCGCGCCGCGAUCCCGCAGUCGCCCGCUUUCCAGUUCAACAUCGACCUUGACGCGAGUUACGCGCACGCGCUGGCAGAAGCCUCUACGCAGGUCGGGUCAGAUGUCAAGGGCGUGGCGGCGCUGCGUGGGUUGCCAACCGAACAGCUGAUUGCGAUCAAUCGAGGUGCCGUGGGCUCAGCGCCCGUCGGCACUUUUGGCUUCGGUCCUGGUCCCGAUGGGUCUUUUGUCCCCGCGAUACCGCAGGUCCUGCUCUACGAGGGGAAGUUCGAUCGCAAUGUCAAUGUGAGUACCUACCUAGAUCCGCUAUUCGCAUCCCCCCCCUCCCCCUUCCUCUUUUUUUUUUACAACCUACGCGAAAAAGAUAAUCCCAUCCACAAACGAAGAUUAGCGGUUAGGUAGUAUUAACUGUAACGAUCAGCUGCUCAUAAGCCACACAUCCAACGAAUCGAUCCCCUUCAUGCCUCCCAACAUCACCACCGCCGCCGACGUCCUUGCCUACGUGCAGUCCGCCUUCCCGGAAGCCUCAAACACGACGACCGAGACUCUCCUCUCGGACCCGGCCCUGUACCCCGACGUGCUGACGGGCGCCUACCCCUGGACCACCGAGUUCGGCCGCGCCGCGCGUCUCGUCGCAGAGAUCAACUUCGCGUGCACGGCACGGCUGCUGGCGCUCGCGCACGGCAGCGGCUCGGCGUACGCGUACGUCUUCUCGUACACGCCCGGCUGGCACGCCGGCGACGUGCCGUACGUCUUCUUCAACGGCGACACGACGACGCUGGAAAACGGGGUGCCCGUCGACGGCGCGCUCGCGGUCCAGCUGCAGGAUUAUAUUGUGAGUUUUGCGAUGACGGGGAGCCCGAAUGCGGAGGGGGCGGGGCUGCAGUUCCCGGUGUAUGGGGAGGGGGCGAGGGUGUUGGAGUUGGGGGAUGGGGGGUUCAGGGAGGGGGAGGAUGAUUUGAGGGGGGGCAGGUGUGAGUGGUUGCAGA